Molecule: messenger RNA, 4577 nt
Organism: Engraulis encrasicolus (European anchovy)
Lineage: Eukaryota; Metazoa; Chordata; Actinopteri; Clupeiformes; Engraulidae
Product: inter-alpha-trypsin inhibitor heavy chain H6-like
Exons: 13
Coding region: 284-3115 (943 amino acids)
Biological process (GO): hyaluronan metabolic process
Molecular function (GO): serine-type endopeptidase inhibitor activity
Source: RefSeq, a predicted model, not a curated record
AAACAAUUUUGGUGUUAUAUAUGUAUAUGGAUAUAUUUAAUUACAGUGGGUAUACACUACUUUGUGAGGCCUGGCUGGCUACUCAACAGGUCCAAAACUUGGAUGGAUAUCUGGAGUUAUUGAGCCACGCCCCCGAGCGGCUGGAUUGUCACUGCCAGUAAUUCUCCAAUUGCCAGUAAUUUCCCGCAUAGCAGUGAUUUGUAUAGACUCGCGCAAAUAAAGAACCCCAGUGCUCAUUUUAUCCACGGAUGCAGCCGGACUGUCCCCUGCUCAGUUACCUACCAUGGAACACCUUUGGGAAAUACCCCUGGCAUUUUUAAUCUGCGCUUCUCUCACCUGCGUAAACUUCGUGGAGGCGCACCGUUCAGGAGCGAAAAAGGAAACGUUUCAACUGGAGGUGACCGAGUUCCAUGUGAAGAGUGUUGUGGUGUCCAGAUACGCGCGCUCCACCGUGCUCAGCACCAUCUUCAACCCACAGGCCACGGCCCAGGAGGCCGCCUUUGAGGUGGACCUGCCCUCCACCGCCUUCAUAUCCAACUUUACCAUCACAUCAAAUGGAAAAGAGUAUGUGUCUCAAGUCAAAGGCAAACAAGUGGCCAAGAAGAUCUAUGAAGCAGCCAAGGAGAAGGGCCAGACGGCAGGCCUGGUAGAAACGCGACAUUCGUAUGCUGAGAAGUUCGCCAUUGCCAUCAGUGUGCCCCCUGGUGAGCACUUGUCCUUCAAGCUGUCCUUCGAGCAGCUGCUGGUCAGGAGGCUAGGCUCCUACGACCUGGUCCUGGAUCUGAGGCCCUCACAGCCGGUCCAGAACCUCAGUGUGGAGGUGACCAUCGCCGAGCGCACUGGCAUCAGUUGGGUACGGGUGCUGCCUCUCCAAACCAAACAGCGGCAGCACAUUCCCAACACCUUAGCAGCGGGAGAAAAAGAGGUGGCCCUUGGCACCCUGUGGAGAAGUGACACCCAGGCCCGAGUGUUCUACAGCCCCAGCAUGGAGGAACAGACCAGCUCUUCCCAAUACGGACUCAAUGCAGACUUCGUACUCAAGUAUGACAUUGUCUACACUGACCUGAUUGGAGAUGUGCAGGUGUACGAUGGGUAUUUUGUGCACUACUUUGCUCCCCAAGAGCUGCCCAUUGUGCCAAAAGAGGUGGUCUUUGUCAUCGACUUGAGUGGCUCAAUGUCUGGGACGAAGCUUCUGCAGACCAAAGAGGCCAUGGACACUAUUCUGACAGACCUGCGGGGGCACGAUUACUUCAACAUCAUCACCUUCGCUACAGACGUCUACACCUGGAAGCCCAACGGCACCAUUCCAGCCACCGCAGCCAACAUCAAAGCAGCCAAAGCUUUCGUGAAGAAGAUGAAAGUCAUAGACAGCACCAACAUCAACUCGGCCCUGGUGGAGGCAGGCCACCUGCUGAGGGACUCCUCCGCCUCGCGGGAGGCCAGACACAGGGUUCCCAUGGUGAUCUUCCUGACGGACGGACAGGCCAAUUCAGGGGUCACAGAUCCAGGCAAAAUGCGGAAAAACGCCAGGAAUGCUCUCGGAUCAGCCGCUCUGUUCGGCCUGGCUUUCGGCCAAGGGGCUGACUAUGACCUGGUCCGCCAGCUGUCUCUGGACAACAGGGGAGUGGCUCGGAGAGUGUACACCGACUCCGCCGUGGUGCUGCAGCUGAAGGGUUUCUACGACGAGGUGGCCAGCCCCCUGCUGUCUGAGGUGCAGCUUAGCUACAAUGACGACCAGGCCUUCGAGGUGACCCGCUCCCUCUUCCCCAACUACUUCCAGGGCUCCGAGCUGGUGGUGGCAGGUCGCGUGCACCCGGGGGCCCGCAACCUUGACGUGACCUUGAACGCCAUCGACGCAAAGCAGCACCUUACCGCAGAAAAAAGGAAUCUCAUCCCAGAUCCGCAGCCUGUGGAGAAGCCCUCAGAGUCAGAAGGCCAUGAUGGCACUCUGGACCAGGAGGACAUCUCUGGGUUUGUGCAGCGCCUGUGGGCAUACAUGACCAUCAAGGAGCUGCUCCUGACUGCGGAGAAUACCACGGACGCCACAGUCGUCGCGGAGCUGAAGCAGAAUGCCAGCAACCUGUCGGUCAAGUACAACUUUGUCACGCCCGUCACCUCCAUGGUGGUGGUGAAGCCGGACACACAGCUGAGUGAGGGAGAGUCAACACCGGACAGAGAAGAUUCAACUGGGGACUCCAGAAAGCAAGGCAGUAUGAACUUCAGAAAACCCCUAGGCAGUAUGCAUUUCAGAAAACCCCUAGGCAAUGCUAAAACCCCUUCCAGAACCAGAACGCAUUCUGGACACAGUCAGAGUUUUUCCUCCUCAGGCGAUGGGGAUCCUCAUUAUGUAGUGUACCUGUCCAAGGGGGAGAUCGACCUGUGCUUCACCAUCGAUGGCCAUGCAAAUGAUGUCAUACGGCUAGUGGAGGAUGCCCAAAAUGGCAUCACCGUGGACGGCCGUCUGAUGUGGGCUCCCCCCGAGGUGGGCCAUGAGGACGUAGAGCGCACUUACUACGACCAGAUUGUGGUGUCCAGAAACGGACCCCAGCCUGUGAUAGUCACCUUAACCCUGGGCACCGUGACUGUUUCUGAGCAGGGGGGUGUAAACAGGACCCUUCGCACAGACGUCAUGGGCUCCGUCCGUGGCCCACACUUCCGGGUCCGCAUUGACGAUCGCCUGCGUUGCUGGGUGGACCUGGACCAAGGCAUCAGCUUCAUGGUGCUGCUGCACCACUAUAAGCACCCUGACUACACGCAGCUUAACCACCUGGGCUUCUACCUGGCCAGGGCUGAGGGCCUAUCUGUGGGGACUCAAGGCUUGCUAGGUCAGUUCCAGCAUGCUGACAUCCACGUGGAGGAGGAGGCGGCGGACCCCGAAGCCCUCUUUGAGGCUCAGGCCAUGGACAGCAGCGUCGUGGCCUUUGGGACACUGCGGAGAGGGCUGGCACGCGUCCCCGUCACUCUGAGGAGGAGGAUGCUGAAGGACACGGUGAGGAAGCCCCAUACGGGCCACUGCUGGGAGGUCCAGAAGACAGACGUGGAGAAGAUCCUGGCAGAGCCCUACCAGGCUUACGUGCAGGCCAGUGACCGCUGGUCUCCCAAGUUCAGGCACUGAGCAGCAUAACGCUGGUGGGGAAAAUGCUGAGUCACUUGGAUGACACAGCCUUUUUCUGUUCCUUAUUUUUUUUUAUUGGGAAAUCAUUGGUCAUGAAGGUGACCAGUGCUGCCAUUGUGGCGUGGUCCAAAAAAGACACUAAAAAGGACAGGACACUGGGUGUAAAACACAAGAGAAUGUGUACGAGACACUUGCACACCUACGUAAGUGCCUGCAUUUGUUCAAAUUGACUCUGAACACCUAAUGCAGAUUAUUGCUGUGGAUUGGAAUUCAGCAUUUAAGGUAUGAAUGUGUCAAAAACUUGUACUGCAGUACAAGUACAAAACUUGUACUGCAGUCAAAUGCCAAAUAUUUAUUGCUUGCGUCCACAGACCACAUAUUUGAACUUUACUACUGUUGCUGUUCAAUCAGUCAAUUUGAAUGUGACAAUUUUUUAUACAUUUCUGGUGAUGACCAUUUAAAAAAAUCAAUACCUUUGUGACAUAUAGAGCCCUUUAACAACCUCCUCUACAAUGUAUUAUCAAUACUGUAAGCUUGGACUUCACUAUCCCUGAAUGUCAUUAUUAUGACACUCAAUAGCUGUCAAAUAUAAGAGACAGAUUUCAGUAAUAAUCAGUAGUGAAUAGGGCGGUAUCGAUACACUCAACUCAUGAUUCGCAUCAAGAUUUUUGACCUGCGGUUCGAUACACCCCACAAUUAUGUAAUACAUCUUUAUAAAUUACAAAUACAUUAAAAAAUGAAAUUAUAAAUGUAAAAACUAUGAUGGGUAGUAGGUACAAUAGGUUGCAAAAGGCUAUUCAUUUUAAAAAGUUUUAAAACAAUAACGAUGGAUAUUUUACGCUUGGAAGCAUUAUCACAUCAUAUUACAUGGUUGUUUUCAAGACUGAAGGGCAAAAGAACUUUGAAAGAGUGUAUCACGAUUAGAGAUGCACCGGAUCCUGAUUUUUAGGAUCUUGCUGGAUACCGGAUCCACUGCUUAAGAUCCUGCCGGAUCCGGAACCGGAUACCGGAUCCUACGAAAGGGUUGAAACACAUAACCUACUCGUACACGUGGGCCCUUUUUAUUACGUUGGCUCAAACUAUUUUUUAGACUCAUUGGCUCACUGCUACACUGCCUGCACUGGCCGCUUCCAAAGUUCUUUCACUCCAUGCAGCAAUUGGGGUUGUGAAAGGCUGACUGAAAAACCUAGGCUAGAGAUGCACCAGAUCCUGAUUUUUAGGUAACUGCCGGAUACCGGAUCCACUGCUUAAGAUACUGCCGGAUCCGGAUCCUGUGAAAAACCCUAUUAUCCUGCCGGAUCCGGAACUGGAUCUUGGAUCCUGUGCAUCUCUAAUCACGAUACAGUAUCAUGACUGCGUAUAGCGAUUUCUCAAUUCUAUACAAUAUCUUUACAGCCCUAGUGGUGAAGCUUAUUAGCAAUGGAUUAAACAAACGAUUUUAUAUAAUAAAGAAACAACCACA